AUGGAGGACUUUGGGGCCAUCAGCUAUAUCCAGGCCAGUCACACUUGGCCCUCAGGAAGGAAGGGGCUUCUGGUCUCUCAGCCCUGGCCCAGAGGAUCAUCUCCCCUCUACUGCCCAGGCCUGAAGGAACCUGGUACUUCAGUUCUUAAUUCUUUCAGAGUGUCCUUCCUCUCUUCUACACACACUAGAAACCCCACCUGCGGGCCGUUGUGCGACCGUCGUCCCAGGAGUGCCACUGACCCAGAACUUCCCCCACACACCUCCCUGGCCAGCCUUGAGGCUCUCCUGCUCAAUGCCUGGCAAGGCUCCGGCCCUGUUGGGCCAAAGGCUCUGCCUUCAUUUCCCUUCCCAACCAUCUGCGCAGAUCCACCCAGCUGCCUGGAGUCCCCAGACCCGGACACAAUUUCUGUCCUUUUGCCAGAAUGA
This is a messenger RNA of Rangifer tarandus platyrhynchus (Svalbard reindeer), 426 nucleotides long. The record is from the annotation of a GenBank genome assembly. Lineage: Eukaryota; Metazoa; Chordata; Mammalia; Artiodactyla; Cervidae.